Molecule: messenger RNA, 969 nt
Organism: Suncus etruscus (white-toothed pygmy shrew)
Lineage: Eukaryota; Metazoa; Chordata; Mammalia; Eulipotyphla; Soricidae
Product: olfactory receptor 5W2-like
Exons: 1
Coding region: 1-969 (322 amino acids)
Biological process (GO): G protein-coupled receptor signaling pathway; sensory perception of smell
Cellular component (GO): membrane
Molecular function (GO): olfactory receptor activity; G protein-coupled receptor activity; odorant binding
Source: RefSeq, a predicted model, not a curated record
AUGUCGGUGGAGAACUGCACUGUAUUUACUGAGUUCAUCUUCUUAGGACUUUCUAGCAGACAGGAUGUGCAACUUGGGCUCUUUAUUAUCUUUCUCUUUGUUUAUGGCACAACCGUGGUUGCCAAUGUAGGGAUGAUCCUGCUGAUCAAGAUGGACUCCAGACUCCACACACCCAUGUACUAUUUCCUGAGCAACCUGUCCUUCUGUGAUGUCUUCUACUCCUCCUCUAUCUCUCCCAAGAUGCUGGCUGAUUUCUUAUCUGAGCAAAAGAGGAUUCCAUAUAAUUAUUGUACCAUUCAAAUGUUUGCUUUUUGUAUAUUUGAUGAUGCAGAAUGUCUCUUGUUGGCCGUCAUGGCAUAUGACCGUUAUGUAGCUAUUUGCAACCCACUUCUUUAUACAGUUGCCAUGUCCAGGCGACUCUGUACUCUGCUGGUUUUUCUUACAUAUAUCAUAGCUCUCUUAGAUUCUGCAAUUCACACUUGUUUAGCUUUUCGGUUGUCCUUCUGCAAUUCCAAUGUCAUCAAUCACUUCUUCUGUGACAUCCCUCCCUUAAUUUCCCUUUCUACCUCAGACACAUCUAUUAAUGAGAUAAUGUUAUUCAUAUGUGGAACCAUUAUUCUCGGAUUUAGUAUCUUUACAGUCCUGCUCUCUUACAGCUACAUCAUAGCUACAGUUCUCAGAAUGAAAUCAGCUGAUGGGAGACGCAAAGCUUUCUCUACCUGUGCCUCCCACUUAAGCACAGUGGCUCUCUUCCAUGGCACACUUCUCUAUAUGUAUUUCAGACCCAGCUCCAGUUACUCCAUGGACACUGACAAAAUUACUUCUGUUUUCUACACGGUUAUCAUCCCUAUGUUAAACCCAUUGAUCUAUAGCUUAAGGAAUAAUGAUGUAAAAGGUGCCCUGAAAAAAGCUAUCAACAAUGCCUCCCAUAAAAUUAAUGUAUCUUUUCAAUUUAUUAAUUUUGAUUAA